GCUCCCAGGCACAGCAGUAGACGAAGAAGAAGAAGACGACGAAGAAGAAGACGACGACGACGAAGAAGAGCAUCCCAGCGUGGCUAUGUCCGACCCGGCGGCUCAGGCCCUGCAACCCCGGCUUGUCCAAUCCCAGUCCGCUGGGUCGGCCGGGUCCACCGUCGCCGCCACCAGCUCCGGUUCAGGGAACAGUGAUCCGGCCAGACCGGGCCUUAGCCAACAGCAACGCGCCAGCCAGAAAAAAGCCCAAGUUCGAGCCUUUCCACGGGCGAAAAAGCUCGAGAAACUCGGCGUUUUCUCCGCUUGCAAGGCAAGUGACACAUGCAAAUGUAAUGGCUGGAAGAAUCCAAACCCACCCACGGCCCCCCGGAUGGACCUGCAGCAGCAAGCCGCCAGCCUGAGCGAGCAGUGCCGCAGCUGUGGACAUGCCUUGGCCGAUCACGUGUCCCACUUGGAGAACGUGUCUGAGGAUGAGAUCAACAGGCUGCUGGGAAUGGUGGUGGACGUGGAGAACCUGUUUAUGUCCGUGCACAAGGAGGAGGACACGGACACCAAGCAGGUGUACUUCUACCUGUUCAAGCUGCUGAGGAAAUGCAUCCUGCAGAUGAGCCAGCCGGUGGUAGAAGGAUCACUUGGUAGUCCACCUUUUGAAAAGCCAAACAUCGAGCAGGGGGUUUUGAAUUUCGUCCAGUACAAGUUCAGCCACCUGGCUCCCAAGGAACGGCAGACCAUGUUCGAGCUAUCCAAGAUGUUCCUCUUGUGCCUCAACUACUGGAAGCUGGAGACGCCCACGCAGUACCGCCAGCGCACGCAAAAGGACGACGGCACGGUGUACAAAGUGGACUACACCCGCUGGCUGUGCUACUGCCACGUGCCUCAGAGCAACGACAGCCUGCCACGCUACGAAACCACGCAGGUGUUCGGCCGCAGCCUGCUCAAGUCCAUCUUUACGGUGACGCGGCGCCAGCUCUUGGAGAAGUUCAGGGUGGAGAAGGACAAGCUGCUGCCGGAGAAGCGCACGCUCAUCCUCACGCAUUUUCCUAAGUUUUUAUCCAUGCUGGAGGAGGAAAUCUACGGGGAAAAUUCUCCCAUCUGGGAAGCCGACUUCACCGUGCCCGCCGCUGAUGGUGCACAGCUGGGGCAUCAGACAGUGAUCAGUCCGGCAGCUGUCUCCGGCUCUUCGGCUCUCUCCAAGGCUUUAAGCGCCGGUUCCUCAUUGGGUGGUCUUGAGGGUCUUGCCGGAUCAGAGCCAAUCACAGGGGAGAAACGCAAACUCCCCGAGACGCUGACGCUGGAGGACGCCAAACGCAUCCGCGUGAUGGGCGACAUUCCCAUGGAGCUGGUCAACGAGGUCAUGAUGACCAUCACCGACCCGGCCGCCAUGCUGGGCCCCGAGACCAAUCUCCUGACGCCAAAUGCUGCCCGCGACGAGACGGCACGUCUGGAAGAGCGGCGCGGCAUCAUCGAGUUCCACGUCAUCGGGAACUCUCUCUCCCAAAAAUCAAACAAGAAGAUCCUGAUGUGGCUUGUGGGCCUGCAGAACGUCUUCUCGCAUCAGUUACCUCGCAUGCCCAAAGAGUACAUCACGCGACUCGUCUUUGACCCGAAGCACAAGACUUUAGCCCUCAUCAAAGAUGGCCGCGUCAUUGGGGGCAUCUGUUUUAGGAUGUUUCCCACUCAGGGCUUCACAGAGAUUGUUUUCUGCGCCGUCACGUCCAACGAGCAAGUCAAGGGCUACGGCACACACUUGAUGAACCACCUGAAGGAGUACCACAUCAAACACAACAUCCUCUAUUUCCUCACCUACGCCGACGAGUACGCCAUCGGCUACUUCAAGAAGCAGGGUUUCUCCAAAGACAUCAAGGUGCCCAAGAGUCGCUACCUGGGCUACAUCAAAGACUACGAGGGAGCCACGCUGAUGGAGUGCGAGCUCAACCCCCGUAUACCGUACACGGAGCUCUCCCACAUCAUCAAGCGGCAGAAAGAAGUGAGCCCGUCUCCUUCGCUCCGGUCACGCUUCUUUCAGAAUAAUAUCCUCCUCCUUUUCCAGAUCAUCAAGAAGCUGAUUGAGAAGAAGCAGAGUCAGAUCAGGAAGGUGCACCCUGGUCUGACUUGUUUCAAGGAGGGCGUUCGGCAGAUUCCCGUGGAGAGCAUUCCUGGCAUACGAGAGACGGGAUGGAAACCCAGCGCCAAGGAGAAAGUCAAAGAGGUGAAGGACCCUGAUGUGCUGUACAACAUGCUCAAGAACCUCCUGGCCCAGAUCAAGACUCACCCGGACGCUUGGCCCUUUAUGGAGCCCGUGAAGAAAUCCGAAGCGCCGGAUUACUACGAGAUCAUCCGCUUCCCCAUCGACCUGAAGACCAUGACGGAGCGCCUGAAGAACCGCUACUACGUGACCAAGAAGCUCUUCAUCGCCGACCUGCAGCGAAUCAUCACCAACUGUCGCGAGUACAACCCCCCCGACAGCGAGUACUGCAAGUGCGCCAACACCCUGGAGAAGUUCUUCUACUUCAAGUUGAAAGACGGAGGCCUGAUCGAGAAAUGAGAAGGUUCUUCUCACGGCGGCGGGGUACCAAAGUUCCGACACAUUUUAUUUAUAAGUCAUUCCGCUUUCGCGUCGCGCCUCCAAACUCGGGGACUUCCAAGCCACGUUGCCUUCACUUACCGACACACUUGAAGCGCCAUCCGGUGAAGGGAAAGGAGGAAUCGUCUUGUCCGGGUGUUGGAACGUUCCGACUUUGUUCUCACCGUCACCGAGUCCACUGAUUAUUCUCAAACAUUUAGCUUUUUAGCUCCAUCGUAUUGACGUUGGUUGACGUUCUGCAUUAAAUAUUCCACCUCCUGAGAAAUCAUUGUGCCUCCGGUUUGAAAUAUUUUUGCCUGAACGGAGCUUGAACUGUUCUUGGCACGUGGGUGCUACGUGAUAAUAUUUAAACUGCAUAAAAAAUGCUAAAUAUUGGUUGUUUAUUCCAUUUCGGAGAACUCGGUGGCUGUUCCAUGACUGCUUUUUAGAUCUGGUGAUGUGUGUGUGUACAUGUGUAGAUAGAAAAACUUAUGUGUAUUAUUUUUUGUUUUUUACUUGAAAUCAUGUUUGGCUCACUUUCCGAAGUGUCGUGUUUUGUUCUUCGCUCGUUUCCGUGACGCCACGUUUCACACGCCACUUACGUUAUUGUAGUACCGUUAAUGACAAUAAAGGUUAUUUAGGAUUUUUUUUUUUCCUAUUUCUUGCUUCUGAUGUUGUUAAUGUGUAGAACUGAACUGUAUUUACACUAUGUCUACUACUAAAAACUUACAUUUUA
This is a messenger RNA of Doryrhamphus excisus (bluestripe pipefish), 3299 nucleotides long. The record is from RefSeq and is a predicted model, not a curated record. NCBI's taxonomy places the organism in Eukaryota, Metazoa, Chordata, Actinopteri, Syngnathiformes, Syngnathidae.